Messenger RNA from Python bivittatus (Burmese python), 2330 nucleotides. The record is from RefSeq and is a predicted model, not a curated record. NCBI's taxonomy places the organism in Eukaryota, Metazoa, Chordata, Lepidosauria, Squamata, Pythonidae.
AUGGACGCGGAAUCCCUCGCUGGGGAUGAGUGUCUGGAAGAAGACGAGGAGGAGCUGGAGACCAGCCUGGAGGACCCUGAGCAGGACAGCGUGGGGAAAUCCAUCCCGGGGGGGCGCGGCUGUUGCAUCCUGACCCGCCGGGGAAUCACGCUACGGGUUCUUCUGAAGGAUGGGCUGAUUGAGCCCGGAGAAGGAGUCCUCUCGAUUUACUAUUUGGGAAAGAAAUUUUGGGGCGACCUGCUGACCGACGGGAAGAUCGCUUGGCAACAGACCGGGCAGAUCUUCAACUCCCCCAGCGCCUGGGCUACGUAUUGUAAGAAGCUGGUCAACCCCGCCAAGAAGUCCGGCUGCGGCUGGGCCUCGGUCAAGUACAAGGGGCAGAAGCUGGACCAAUAUAAGGCGGUCUGGCUGAAGAAGCAUCAACCCAACGCUCCCCCUGCGGAGGAGAGUUUGAUGAGUGAAGGGGAGGAAGAUGAACUGGGCGAGGAGGAGGAAGAUGACGCCAAAGGGAUGAAAGCAUCAGCCUUGUCUGACUCCGUGCUGACCAAGAAGCUGGACGAGAAAAGCAGGAAGCCGCCGGCUAAAAGUCUCGCAGAUUUGCACAGCGCGGAUAACAGCAAGAGGCCGGAUUGCCGCAACCGGGUCCCUGUCCGCUAUUGCAAUCUGGGGAGCCGGGAUUCCGUCAGGAACCCACAUACCUUGGUGGAGGUGACGUCUUUCGCAGCCCUCAACAAGUUUCAGCCUUUUAAUGUGGCCAUCUCCAGCAACGUUCUCCUGCUCGUGGAUUUCCACAGUCACUUAACCAAAAGUGAAGUGAUUGGUUAUUUGGGAGGCCAGUGGAACAUCAACAGCCAACUGCUGACAGUGCUGCGGGCGUUCCCUUGCCGGUCCCGACUUGGAGAUGGAGAGUUGGCGGCUAUUGUGGAGGAAGAGAUCUGCCAAAACCUCUUCCUGCGGGGGCUGUCCCUGGUGGGUUGGUAUCACAGCCACCCGUUUAGCCACCCUCUCCCCUCCCUGCAAGACAUCGACAUGCAAAUGGAUUACCAGCUGAAGCUGCAAGGAACCAGCAACAACUUCCAGCCUUGCUUGGCGCUCAUUUGUGGUCCUUACUACCAUGGCAACCAAGGUGUAGAGUCCAAGAUCUCCCCCUUCUGGGUGAUGCCCCCUCCGGAGCAAAGACCUUAUGAUUAUGGCAUCCCCAUGGAGGUCGAAGUCACCUACAUCCAGGAUGGAUUUUUAACGAACGAUGUUCUCCACGAAAUGAUGCUGCUGGUGGAGUUUUACAAAGGGGCACCUGACAUGGUGAAGUUCCAGGACCCAUGGAGUCAGGAGCAGACCUACCUAGAUAAACUCAAGGGCUCCUUAGCCUCCAGGACACCCAAGGACCAAGGCUUCGGACACGUACUGGAACAAGUGUACGCUGCCCUCCGACACAGCAGCUGACGAAGCAGCUCUUCUAAGGGGACCGGGACUCGUGUUGAGGACAGAAACAACUGGAAUUGACCCAGGAUGUGAAUCCAGAGCUGCAAGCCCUCACGUGCGUUAGGGAGGGAACGGAUGGGGCCAGAGUGGAUCCUUUUAGCAUUUUUGGAAUCAUUUGCAUGACCUUUGGAGGAGUUCGUGGCCUAGCCACGGAAAAGCUUUGGGGAGUUUUGCAGGAAAAGUGAAAGUACCCCAUGAUGUGUUAGCGAGUAGAUCAGUGCUCCCAUUUUACAGAUAGGCAGGUGAGAGCUUAAGUAGCUUAGUUUGAGGGCAUCCAGAGAACCAUGGCAUGAUUAAGACUCACGCUUUCCAUAACUUAAGCAGAGACGUGGCACGCCUGCCAGCUUCAUCUGGAACUAUCACGUUAUCAGGCAGGCCAGGAAAAUGUAUCUGUGACCCAUUUUGAGCAAAAACUGAAAAGAGGGCUGGCUGGGGAAGGAGGGGAGAAGUUUGUAAAGAUCUGAUUAAAAUGGGUCAGGGAAGAAAAUAAAAACUAUGUUUUAAAUCCCACCCUUGGGGGGGGGAAUCGGUGCCCAACUUUACCAUCCUGCUUGACCGAAAGAGAAAAUUCAUAUGGGGAGAAGCAAAGGAUGCUGGGCUGGGGAAGGCCAACCUGUUUUUCCCUGAGACCCCUUUUUCCAAAGAGAGGGGCUGGGAGGGAAGCCCUUCUUAGACCCAGAGGGGCUGAAGGAUGAGGUGGAGAAUCUCGGCAGUGGCCAAGACUGCAAAAUUAUGAAUUGUCAACCUGUGGAGGUGGUCUCAGCCCUAAAAGGGUCUUUGCCCACUGGGGAGUUAUAAACAACUAUAAUUCCUAGAAGUACAAAACGUCAGUUGAUAAGCUAUUGGUG